AUGUUUCUCACUGCACUACUCCUCGCAGGUCUCAUUGCUCUUUUGACUGCUUAUUUUGUUACUUUGAAAUCUCGCUAUGACUAUUUUCGUCUUCGAGGCAUCCCAGGUCCUUCACAUCUCUUUUUCUUUGGACAUUAUCGCACUAUCUGGUCGGCCAAAUUCUAUUCACGUUUAUUGCAAUCAUGGACACAACAAUAUGGUCCAAUCUAUGGUUUAUAUGACGGCACUCGACCACUUUAUGUUGUCUCUGACGUUGAUUUUCUUCAAGAAGUAUUUAUCAAACAAUUUUCAUGUUUUCAUUCGCAUCGUUUCUCAUUUCUACUUCGAAUGUCUGAUGCACGUCCGUUAAUUUCUGCUGAUGUAAGACGAUGGCGUCAUUGUGCAUUCGGAAUUGAUACGGACAUGCAAAAUGAUAUUAAUAAUGAAUUUAUGCUUAAAUCGGCUGCUUGUUUCGAAAAACAUGUUGAGCAUGUUUUAUUAACAAAAUGGAGCUAUUUGAUGCCAUGGCUCACACCAUUCCUAAUAAAAUUCGUCCGUGGUCAAUUAGCUAUCAUGGGCGCUUUACACAAUAUAUUACCGACAAUUUUUCCUGAUAUACUCGAAACAAUUCCUACUUUGUGGCUUCAGUCAAAAGUAGAUAGAAUUAUCGAUACUCGUAGAAAGUCUUCAGAAACAAUAAAAAGAAUAGAUUUGCUUCAGUUGUUACUUGAUGCAACUACUACACAAAGUGAUAAGCCAACAAGCGAGAACGAGCUUCAUAUUGACGAAGUCAAGGCCAAUGCAUUUUUGUUUAUGGCUGCCGGUUAUGAAACAACAUCAACUGCACUUGCCUAUUCUACGUACAUUUUGGCAACUAAACCCGACAUUCAACACAAACUUCAUGCAGAAAUUGAUGUAUAUUAUGAGAAUAAGAUCGACUAUGAUUUGAUAACAAAAAUGACCUAUAUGGAUUUGUUUAUCCGAGAAGUUCUUCGUAUGUUUCCUAUGUCGACCAUGGGAAUUACGAGACAAUGCAAUGAAACCACAACUGUCUGUGGCCAUCAGAUCGAUAAAGGAACUGUCAUCCAACCAGACAUAUUUUCUAUUCAUUACAAUAGUGAAAUUUGGGGUCCCGAUGAUCCCAAUCAAUUUCUUCCAGAACGACACGCUACCGAACGACAUCCAUUAGCAUAUCUGGCAUUCGGAGCAGGACCACGUGCAUGUAUUGGAAUGCGAUUUGCUUUGAUGGAAAUGAAAAUGUGUUUAGCUCAUUUACUUCGAAACUACACAGUGUUGCCUGGUGAACAUUUAGAAGAAGGUUUUAAACUUCAUGAAAUCUUUGUCAUACAACCCGAUGCGAUCUACAUCAAACUCGAAAAACGUUGUUGA
Molecule: messenger RNA, 1368 nt
Organism: Rotaria sp. Silwood2
Lineage: Eukaryota; Metazoa; Rotifera; Eurotatoria; Philodinida; Philodinidae
Source: the annotation of a GenBank genome assembly